This is a messenger RNA of Drosophila sulfurigaster albostrigata, 1958 nucleotides long. It is a transcript of the gene PpD3, whose product is annotated as serine/threonine-protein phosphatase 5. Gene Ontology annotation, molecular function: protein serine/threonine phosphatase activity; protein binding. The coding region runs from base 112 to 1659 and encodes 515 amino acids. The transcript has 8 exons. The record is from RefSeq and is a predicted model, not a curated record. Gene Ontology annotation, cellular component: nucleus; cytosol. NCBI's taxonomy places the organism in Eukaryota, Metazoa, Arthropoda, Insecta, Diptera, Drosophilidae.
AACAUUUCGACGUUUGCAAGCACUAGAAAAGUUGCAGACAGUAAAUAAUAUUAGAGAAAUAAAUAGUCAAGCAGGCAGCAGCAGCAGAUAAUUGUCAAAUAAAAACAUAAUAUGUCGUCCGUCGAACUGGAAAGUCAGCAGAAAUGCACGGAUAAUCUGCAGGAACAAGCGGCCAAUGCCGAGAAUAGCGCCAGUAAACGUGAUUCAGCGCCGGAAGCAGGAGACCAAGGUUUUGCCGCGGCCGAGCAGUACAAAAAUAAGGGAAAUGAUUUGCUCAAAACCAAGGAAUUUACGAAAGCCAUCGAAAUGUAUUCGAAAGCCAUAGAACUGUAUCCAACCAGUGCAAUUUACUAUGCAAAUCGAGCUUUGGCACAUUUGCGGCAGGAAAACUUUGGUCUUGCGCUGCAAGAUGGAGUGUCUGCGGUUAAGACGGAUCCCAGCUACUUGAAAGGCUAUUACCGACGAGCGGCGGCCCAUAUGUCCUUGGGCAAAUUCAAAUUGGCAUUAUCCGAUUUUGAAUAUGUGGCCAAGUGCAGGCCCAAUGAUAAAGAUGCCAAGUUGAAGUUUACCGAAUGCAAUAAGAUAGUUAAAAUGCGCGCCUUUGAGCGCGCUAUUGCAGUGGAUAAGCCCGAGAAGACGCUAUCGGAGAUGUAUAGAGAUAUGGAGAACAUCACCAUUGAGGAUGACUACAAGGGUCCUCAGCUGGAGGAUGGCAAGGUUACUUUACAGUUUAUGAAAGACCUUAUGGAGCACUAUAAGGCACAAAAGAGACUGCAUCGCAAAUUCGCCUAUAAGAUACUCUGCGACAUUGAUGUUUAUAUGCGUUCACAGCCAUCGCUGGUGGACAUUAAGGUGCCAGGUGAGGAGAAAUUUACCAUUUGUGGUGAUAUUCACGGCCAGUUCUACGAUUUGAUGAACAUCUUUGAGAUCAACGGACUGCCAUCGGAGAAAAAUCCGUAUCUAUUCAAUGGAGAUUUUGUCGAUAGAGGCUCAUUCUCCGUGGAAUGCAUAUUUACGCUUUUUGGCUUCAAGCUGCUGUAUCCCAAUCAUUUCUUCCUGUCACGCGGCAAUCACGAAAGUAUCAACAUGAAUCAAAUGUACGGUUUUACGGGCGAAGUUACGGCCAAGUACACCAGCGCAAUGGCCGAUAUAUUUACGCAAGUAUUCAAUUGGCUUCCACUGUGCCAUUGCAUCAACCAGAAGAUUCUUGUCAUGCACGGUGGUCUCUUUUCAUCAGACGAUGUUACAUUGGAUAACAUUCGUCGCAUCGAUCGCAAUUGCCAGCCACCAGAAGAGGGAUUGAUGUGUGAACUGUUAUGGUCCGAUCCGCAGCAAUGGAUGGGCCGUGGCCCAUCGAAGCGCGGGGUGGGAAUACAGUUUGGUCCCGAUGUCACUGAAACAUUCUGUAAACUUAACAAAUUGGAUUACAUCAUUCGCAGCCAUGAAGUAAAGGAUAUGGGCUAUGAAAUGGCCCACAAUGGCCAAUGUAUAACAGUCUUCUCGGCGCCGAACUAUUGUGAUACUAUGGGCAACAUGGGCGCAUUUAUAACAAUUACUGGUAACAAUUUAACACCAAAUAUCAGAUCUUUUGAGGCUGUGCCACAUCCUGAUGUGAAGCCUAUGGCAUAUGCCAAUAGUCUGAUGAACUGGCUGGCGUAGUCAUAGCAACGUAGCAACUAUGCAUAACAAUAGCUAAGCACACUAUAAAUUCCUAAAGAAAAAACAAAAACAAAAAGAACAACUAAAAAUCCCUUCCUGCCCAUGCUUGAGAACCCACAAUCGCAAAACACAACAACAAGAAAACUGGAAAACCACGAAUUCUAAAAUGCUCAAAGGACCUUUUAGCCAACAGCUUGCUUAUUAUUCGACUGUUUACAAGGUGGAGUUCGAGUAAAUAACACUGUUGUGUUUUAAGUUGGACUGAUGGCAACUGUGCAUAGCAAUCACUUUACAACAAA